This is a messenger RNA of Eufriesea mexicana, 373 nucleotides long. It is a transcript of the gene ksh, whose product is annotated as transmembrane protein 167A-like protein ksh. Lineage: Eukaryota; Metazoa; Arthropoda; Insecta; Hymenoptera; Apidae. Bases 114 to 338 code for a protein of 74 amino acids. The record is from RefSeq and is a predicted model, not a curated record. The transcript is spliced from 3 exons.
UUCUGGUAUGGUAGAAUAUUGUUUUGGUGUUUGUUAAAUCGAGUACAACUCGGAUGCAAGUUAAUCGUACAUAAUAAUUUUAUAGAACGAUUUGUUAUCAUUAUUGCAUCGUAAUGUCUGCCCUGUUUAACUUUCAGAGCCUGCUAACAGUAAUUUUAUUACUGAUAUGCUCCUGUACUUAUCUUAGACAUACCGUGCCCAGUUUGUUGGACAAUCGAUUAGGAAAAGUCGGUUUUCAAGGUACUCUUUGGAAGUGUGCUAGGAUCGGCGAGAGAAAAAGCCCGUACGUGGCAGCGAGUUGUCUUCUUAUGGCAUUCAAUAUCUUAUUUUGGAACUGAAAAGUAUCUUCGUCGAAUAACCGUAUAUUUAUUGU